Fusarium redolens is the source of this 420-nucleotide messenger RNA. RefSeq lists its product as uncharacterized. Bases 1 to 420 code for a protein of 139 amino acids. The record is from RefSeq and is a predicted model, not a curated record. NCBI's taxonomy places the organism in Eukaryota, Fungi, Ascomycota, Sordariomycetes, Hypocreales, Nectriaceae. The transcript has 2 exons.
AUGGCUCCACGGAUUCAUCAAGUCUCAGACGAGGCUAAACUUGAUUGUUCUAAUCCAGGGACCUCCACCGUCAAGACGGACCUAGUCAAGGACGAGGAGAGCGACCUUCUAGUAUCAGGCGCGGAGUUGUCUGGGCUGGUCACAUCAAGUUUCUUCUGUACCUUCGAGGGAGUUUCGGAACUCAGCACGAGCCCUACAGGGCCAGCAAUUUGGUCUCUCAUCAUCACCAUCACAUCUUUCUUGGCCAUGAUUUCAAUCCACAUCAUUGCUCUCUGGCGGGGAGAAUGGUUCUCUGUUGGUGCCAUCAUGGUCUUUGUGGGCUACGGCUGCAUGGUAACGGGCGUCUCUUCAGCCGGUUACCCGAUUUAUCCCUCACGCUUGCCUCACAGAUGGCACGAAACAAAGGAGAUGCGCGCUUGA